Messenger RNA from Carica papaya (papaya), 1644 nucleotides. The record is from RefSeq and is a predicted model, not a curated record. NCBI's taxonomy places the organism in Eukaryota, Viridiplantae, Streptophyta, Magnoliopsida, Brassicales, Caricaceae.
UCAUCGGGCGUUCAUCUAACGCUACGCCUUUACCUUAACCUGCUGCUUUCCCACGCGACGCGCCUGUCUGUGUGCUCUCCCGCAUAUAUAUAUAUAUAUAUACGUAAUAUACCGCACAGCUUCUUUUUCUUUCCCUAUACUAUGCACACUUUGCUUUCCCUCUCCUUUUGAAUCAAAAUUCUUUCUUCUGUGUUCUUCUCGCUCGCCGGAAGUCUUAAUGGCCACUUUUGGUGCGGCUGCUACUGCGAAUACAAAUCCUAAUAAAUCAUUUGAGGUCAGUUACGACUGGGAAGUGGCUUUAUUAGGUGUUUAUUUUUCUUCAUUGCUGUACACCUUGUUUGCAAUAAUUUUGCAGGUGAGGUGUUGGGAAAUAUCAAAAAAUGGAACUGCUUUAGCAAGUGCUCCCAAAACAUCAAUGUCACAUGAUCAGCCGGUAUUAUGCUCUACCUGGAAAGAUGAUGGCACAACUGUAUUUACUGGAGGCUGCGAUAAGCAAGUGAAGAUGUGGCCUUUACUCUCGGGUGGUCAAGCUGUGACUAUUGCAAUGCACGACGCACCAAUUAAAGAGAUUGCUUGGAUCCCAGAGAUGAGCCUCCUAGUAACAGGAAGCUGGGACAAAACUUUAAGAUAUUGGGACACCAGACAGCCUAAUCCAGUUCAUACUCAACAACUUCCUGAACGCUGCUAUGCACUGACAGUAAAACAUCCUCUGAUGGUUGUUGGCACUGCAGAUAGAAAUUUGAUAGUCUUUAACUUGCAGAGCCCACAGACUGAGUUCAAGAGAAUUGCUUCACCCGUGAAAUAUCAAACAAGGUGUCUUGCAGCCUUUCCUGAUCAACAAGGUUUUUUGGUUGGAUCAAUCGAAGGGAGAGUUGGUGUACAUCACCUGGAUGAUUCACAACAGACCAAGAACUUCACUUUCAAAUGCCAUAGAGAUGGAAAUGAGAUAUAUUCUGUUAACUCUUUGAACUUCCACCCGAUACACCAUACUUUUGCUACUGCUGGAUCAGAUGGUGCUUUUAAUUUCUGGGACAAGGAUAGUAAGCAAAGACUCAAGGCCAUGUCACGGUGCAGCCAACCAAUUCCUUGCAGUACCUUCAACAAUGAUGGCUCAAUUUUUGCAUACUCGGUCUGCUAUGACUGGAGUAAGGGUGCAGAAAAUCAUAACCCAGCUGCAGCAAAGAAUUACAUCUUCCUGCACGUGCCACAGGAGUCUGAGGUUAAAGGAAAGCCGCGAGUUGGAACAAGCGGUAGAAAAGGAAAUUGCUUGUUACUGGAGCUGCGGAAAGAAGAAGAUGAAAAUGGUUGGAUGAAAACACCUCCUCCCUCACCCAUUUUUUUCCCCUACGUUCCUGUUGAUUGGUACAUGAAUCAGACUUAGGUUUUGCUGUGUCAGCAUACUAGUGUAGUUGUAGAUUAGGAAAAGGAAGCAACUAAGGUGGGUCGGUCAAUGAUUUUGUUUUUCUCCCAAAGCCAACAAGUGAAUGAAUAUGUAAAGGGCAAGAUGUUUUUAUAUUAUUUGGUGUGGUUUAUUUUGCGGGGUGUUGUGUCAGGCCCUAGGUGAUGAGAAGAAAACGAUUUCAGUCACAACAUCCGAGAGAAAACUUAAUAUCUUUCUUACCUCCAGUCUCCAAAGAGGAACUC